AGCUCGGGCUGGAUAAGGGCUCAGAGUUGCACUGAGUGUGGCUGAAGCAGCGAGGCGGGAGUGGAGGUGCGCGGACUCAGGGAGACGGACAGAUACAGGCAGGCAGGCAAGACGGCAGCAGAGUCCGAGCUGCAAAUCUUAUUUUCUUUUCCAUUUUCUCACCAACUGCCCAGAGCUAGCGCCUGUGGCUCCCGGGCUGGUGUUUUGGGGAGCGUCCGGAGAGCCCCUUCUCCAGCCGCCCCCAGGAGGAGAGCCCCGCUUCCCCGGAGCUGGUGACAGCGCAGAGAGCGGCGACAGUCUGUCCGGGGAAGUCCAGAGAGCCGCUGCAGCGGCAAAGAACUUUCCUGACCAGGGGGACAGGGGACAAGUGGCCCGAGUCCCGGAGCGAACUUUUGCAAAGCUUUCCUGCGCCCGAAGCUGCCGCGGCGGCGAAGACAGGAAGGCGGCGGAGAGAGGAGACCAAGGAGGGACGUGCGCUCAGUUUCACUCGCACCGGUUGCUGAACUUGGGCGAGCGCGAGCAGCGGCUGCCCGGCGCCCCCUCCCCCUCGCAGCGGAGGAGGGGACAGUCGUCGGAGUCCGGGCGGCGGACACCCGCUGCCGGCCGGCCACCGCGGGAUCGACGCUGACUGCCGCCGCCGGCAGGGCCGCUGUCGCCGGGAAGCGUGUUCGUCUGCGGGCUCCCAGGGACGGCUGCGCCAAGAGCGCUCCGUGAGCGACCGCGACUUUUCAAAGCCGAGCAGCGCGCGCGAGCUGACAAGUUAAGAGUGCUGGCGGCAUCUGAACCCUGAGCGCCUGGGAGCGAGCCGGUGAGCAGGGCGCAGGGGGGAGGACAGCCGGCGGGUGCGCGCGCCCCUCGAGAAACUUUCCCUGCCCAGGGCCCCGGGAGGGGUGUCCUCCGCUCGCCAGCGCGCUGUUGCGGCCCCGAAACUUCUGCGCGCAGCCCAAACUAACCCCACGUGAAGUGACGGACUGUUCUAUGACUGCAAAGAUGGAAACGACCUUCUACGACGAUGCCCUCAACGCCUCGUUCCUCCAGUCCGAGAGCGGUGCCUACGGCUACAGUAACCCCAAGAUCCUGAAGCAGAGCAUGACCCUGAACCUGGCCGACCCGGUGGGCAGCCUGAAGCCGCACCUCCGGGCCAAGAACUCGGACCUCCUCACCUCGCCCGACGUGGGGCUGCUCAAGCUGGCCUCGCCCGAGCUGGAGCGCCUGAUAAUCCAGUCCAGCAACGGGCACAUCACCACCACGCCGACCCCCACGCAGUUCCUGUGCCCCAAGAACGUGACAGACGAGCAGGAGGGCUUCGCCGAGGGUUUCGUGCGCGCCCUGGCCGAACUGCACAGCCAGAACACGCUGCCCAGCGUCACGUCGGCGGCGCAGCCGGUCAGCGGGGCGGGCAUGGUGGCUCCGGCGGUGGCUUCCGCGGCGGGCGGCAGCGGCAGCGGUGGCUUCAGCGCCAGCCUGCACAGCGAGCCGCCGGUCUACGCCAACCUCAGCAACUUCAACCCGGGCGCUCUGAGCAGCGGCGGUGGGGCGCCCUCCUACGGCGCGGCCGGCCUGGCCUUUCCCGCGCAGCCCCAGCAGCAGCAGCAGCCCCCGCAGCCGCCGCACCACCUGCCCCAGCAGAUCCCCGUGCAGCAUCCGCGGCUGCAGGCCCUGAAGGAGGAGCCGCAGACAGUGCCCGAGAUGCCCGGGGAAACGCCGCCCCUGUCCCCCAUCGACAUGGAGUCGCAGGAGAGGAUCAAGGCGGAGAGGAAGCGCAUGAGGAACCGCAUCGCUGCCUCCAAGUGCCGGAAAAGGAAGCUGGAGAGGAUCGCCCGGCUGGAGGAAAAAGUGAAAACCUUGAAAGCGCAGAACUCGGAGCUGGCGUCCACGGCCAAUAUGCUCAGGGAACAGGUGGCACAGCUUAAACAGAAAGUCAUGAACCACGUUAACAGUGGGUGCCAACUCAUGCUAACGCAGCAGUUGCAAACGUUUUGAGGAGAGGCUGUUGGGGGCUGAGGGGCAACAGAGAAAAAAAAAAAAUUCACCCAGAGAGACAGACUUGAGAACUUGACAAGUUGAGAGAGAAAGAGAGAGAGAAAAGUGUCCAAGGACUAAAGCCAAGGGUAUCCAAGUUGGACUGGGCGGCGUCCUGACGGCGCCCCCAGUGUGCACGAGUGGGAAGGACUUGGCGCGCCCUCCCUUGGCGUGGGGCCAGGGAGCGGCUGCCUGCGGGCUGCCCCGCUUUGCGGAUGGGCUGUCCCCGCGCGAACAGAACGUUAGACUUUUCUUUAACAUUGACCAAGAACUGCAUGGACCUAACAUUCGAUCUCAUUCAGUAUUAAAGGGGGGAGGGGGAGGGGUUACAAACUGCAAUAGAGACUGUAGAUUGCUUCUGUAGUACUCCUUAAGAACACAAAGUAGGGGGGGAGGGGUUGGGGGAGGGGAGGCGGGAGGGAGUUUGUGAGCGCGAGGCUGAGCCUGCAGAUGAACUCUUUCUGGCCUGCCUUCCUUAACUGUGUAUGUACAUAUAUAUAUUUUUUAAUUUGAUGAAAGCUGAUUACUGUCAAUAAACAGCUUCAUGCCUUUGUAAGUUAUUUCAUGUUUGUUUGUUUGGGUGUCCUGCCCAGUGUUGUUUGUAAAUAAGAGAUUUGGAGCACUCUGAGUUUACCAUUUGUAAUAAAGUAUAUAAUUUUUUUAUGUUUUGUUCCUGAAAAUUCCAGAAAGGAUAUUUAAGAAAAUACAAUAAAAUAUUGAAAAAGUA
Neofelis nebulosa (Clouded leopard) is the source of this 2749-nucleotide messenger RNA. RefSeq names its product Jun proto-oncogene, AP-1 transcription factor subunit (gene JUN). The record is from RefSeq and is a predicted model, not a curated record. Gene Ontology annotation, biological process: regulation of cell population proliferation; regulation of cell cycle; regulation of transcription by RNA polymerase II. The transcript has a single exon. Gene Ontology annotation, molecular function: transcription factor binding; RNA polymerase II cis-regulatory region sequence-specific DNA binding; DNA-binding transcription factor activity, RNA polymerase II-specific. NCBI's taxonomy places the organism in Eukaryota, Metazoa, Chordata, Mammalia, Carnivora, Felidae. Gene Ontology annotation, cellular component: transcription regulator complex. Bases 979 to 1983 code for a protein of 334 amino acids.